Molecule: messenger RNA, 966 nt
Organism: Leishmania mexicana MHOM/GT/2001/U1103
Lineage: Eukaryota; Euglenozoa; Kinetoplastea; Trypanosomatida; Trypanosomatidae
Exons: 1
Coding region: 1-966 (321 amino acids)
Source: RefSeq, a predicted model, not a curated record
AUGAGCACGAAACGUGCUCACGAGACCUCCAUAGCCGCGUCGUCGGCAGCCUCGGCUGUUUCGUCCGUAAUGUCGUCGAAGCGCCCAACGCCGCAGCUGAGCAGCUUUGUCAUUCGCCUGCGUGGGGCCAAAGGAUUCUCUUCUUCAGCUCAGAGGACGGCUGAGAGCGACUCUUGUGUGCCGUCGAUGAGACUACACGACAGCGACGCCGUUGGCAACACUCAGCAGCCAAUCGGUGACAUGUGUGCGGCAUCGUCGUUAGGAUCAGCACCCACGGCCAUGACGCAAUUGAAAACGUCACUGUCGCAGAUGCAGCGGCUCGUCCGACUGCAACAGGAGCAGCUCUCGGCCCUUCUUCGAGCCCACGGGGACUUGCAGCGGCAGGUCACCGCUCAACAUGGAGCCUACAACGAAAUUGUGCAGCGCUCGAUGAGCCAAGGUGCGGAAAUGGAGGCUGCGCUUCAGAAGCACACCGCUCAAUGGCGGCGAGAGCAGGUCGCGAUGCAGGAGAGUGUCGCCGCUCUCUGGGAUAUCGUGUCAGAUGUACAUCAGCCACUGCACGUCAAGACCCGAUUUCCGGCGAAGAUCCUGGCGGCAUCACACCAGGCUGAGGAGAGUGCCUACUACUCUGAUAUUGCCUCCUUUAUUCAGCCGGACGUCACGGCUCCUUCGUUUCUGGCCGCAUCGUUGCUUCCGCGCAAGGACGGCCCGCUUCCUUCCGCGCAAGCGUCUGUCUCGGCGUUUGCGAACGGAUCCAGGCACCCGUGUGCGCCUUCAUCCCCCGGCGCCAUGAGCUUUGCCUCUGCGGUGCUAGGACCUUCAGCGACAGCUGUUCGCGCUGCACCCUAUAAGAUGGAUAUUCAGCAGCAGCAGGAGCAUCGUGAGUCCAUGGAGGACCGGGUAGUUGCAAUGUUGCACAGGAAGCCCACUGUGGUCGUGCGCCACUCGGCAUGGAGGCAGCAGUGA